AUGGCAGCUCUUCGCUCACCAGUCGGCGCUCUGCGCUUUGCUUUCAGGCAACCCGUUAGCAGAUUGGCCAGCCAACGCCCAGCAUCGGCCUUCUACAGCACCACAGUCGACUCCUCGAACGCCGAGUCUGUGCACAUCACUGCCGCAUCCUCGUCCGCCACUGGUGUACCCUCGGGUGAUAGCGAGCCAUUUACAGUUCAGUUGGAUGCCAACUCAUUCAAGGCAUACAAGACCGACAUUCCUUCUCUGGAGAUCGAGACCAGCAAGAACCAGUUGCUCCACUUGUACGCCGAGAUGGUCAAGAUGCGCAGAAUGGAAAUGGCUGCAGAUCAGCUAUACAAGCAAAAGCUGAUCAGAGGGUUCUGCCACUUGGCCAUCGGCCAGGAAGCCGUCGCUGUAGGCAUGGAAGCUGGCAUGAAGCCCUCCGACAAGUUAAUCACAGCCUACAGAUGCCACCCAUUCACUGUGCAGCGUGGAGGAACGAUCAAGUCCGUGAUUGCUGAGCUCUUUGGUCGCGAGGCUGGCAUCAGCAAGGGAAAGGGAGGGUCUAUGCACAUGUUCACCCCUACCUUCUUUGGCGGCAACGGUAUCGUCGGUGCACAAGUGCCAGUCGGCGCUGGACUUGCUUUCGCUCAAAAGUAUCUCGGAACUCAAGACGCCGUAUUUGCAAUGUACGGUGAUGGUGCAUCGAACCAAGGACAAGUCUUCGAGGCUUUCAACAUGGCCAAGCUCUGGGAUUUGCCGUGCGUAUUCGUCUGCGAGAACAACAAGUACGGCAUGGGCACGAGCGCGGAACGCUCUAGUAUGAACACUCAGUACUACACUCGUGGUGAUGUCAUUCCCGGUAUUCAGGUCAACGCGAUGGAUGUCCUGGCUGUUCAAAAGGCGACGAAGCACGCCUCCGAAUUUACGUUGGCUGGCAAUGGACCUCUCUUGAUGGAGCACGUCACCUACAGAUAUGGUGGACAUUCUCUGUCUGACCCAGGAACGACGUACAGAACCAGAGAUGAGAUUCAGUCCAUGCGAAGCUCGUCAGAUCCCAUUCAGGGACUCAAGAGCAAGAUUUUAGAGUGGGGUGUGGUGGACGAGGCGUCGCUGAAGAAGAUCGACAAGGAAGCGAAGGAGGAGGUCGAUCAAGCUGUGGAGGAGGCCAAGCAGAGUCCCGAGCCUGACGCAAAGGAGCUUUGGACCGACAUUUACUACAAGGGCACCGAGCCAGACUGGAUGCGUGGCCGCACUCUCGACGAGAUUCACCGCUUCCGUUGAGCGCGUCUCCCAUCAACCCCUGUCACGACUUUGAAUCGAGUAGAGCAAUUGCAUUGGCUUGCCUUUGACCUUGAUACCACGGUCUGGUGUCAAGACCGCAAGUAAAGCGACCGCAGAGCACAUACAUUCUCUGCGCUGUGGUGUGCACCCCCCUCAGGACGGCGUGCUUCUGAGUCAGCACGCCGUUUGCAGUCAAGAAUGACCUUUGCUCCCACCGCAACACGCACUUGCCUCUCACGCAUGCGGAGAUCGGCCCAGAUCUGCUUCGUUCAGAUCACGAUGACCUCCGCAGUCACUCCAUUGCGACACCGCCUCUCUCGCAUUAUCUAGUCGGCUCCGUGGCUGCCAAGUCCGCACGGCGACCUUUGUUGGUGCUUCUCGUCUGAGCUAAGCAAUGGGCGGCCGAAUCGAAGGGCGUCGCGGCAAGGGCAGUGCU
Ceraceosorus guamensis is the source of this 1702-nucleotide messenger RNA. Its product is annotated as putative PDA1-pyruvate dehydrogenase alpha chain precursor. NCBI's taxonomy places the organism in Eukaryota, Fungi, Basidiomycota, Exobasidiomycetes, Ceraceosorales, Ceraceosoraceae. The coding region runs from base 1 to 1266 and encodes 421 amino acids. The record is from RefSeq and is a predicted model, not a curated record. The transcript is spliced from 5 exons. Gene Ontology annotation, biological process: pyruvate decarboxylation to acetyl-CoA. Gene Ontology annotation, molecular function: pyruvate dehydrogenase (acetyl-transferring) activity. Gene Ontology annotation, cellular component: intracellular membrane-bounded organelle.